AAAAAAGCGUGUAAGUGCCGAAAGAAAGUGAAAGCGUGAAAGAUUCAGUUUCUUCGUUCACCAAAAAAGAAAAGAAGGAAGGCAAUUGUUCUCUUCUCGAUGUAAGCAGCGAUUAGGGGUUUAAUUAUCUCAGAAACCAAAUAAUAGUUGAAAUCACAGACUCUGAAAACCAGGAACUAGAGCUAGGGUUAGUGAAAGAUCGGGUCCAGAAAGUCUACCUGUGUUCUCGCUUCGUGAUGGAAGAGGAGCCAUUCCAUCCUUCAAUUAUUUCUUCGGCUCAUGGCUUGUAUUUCAGAAGGUAGGUUUAGGGAUAGGAGAGUCUAGAUCCAGAAGUCCUAAAACGCAUCUUUCGAUUAUUUCAAUGGCCAUCAUUGGUGACGCUCUUCGCCAGGCUUUCAUGCCGAAGUAUGAGUAUGAUAGCCUCCGAGAGGAAGAGAAAGCUUGGAGCCGCCUCCAGCGGCCUAUAAUCACGGUCUCUCUGACGGUUCUUUGCUUGGCAGUUCUUGUUUCCGUCUUCAUUAGCUUGAAUAUCGUUUUUCCGGCCGAUGAGGGGAAGAGGCCGUUUUGCCGGGACCGACGACUACAGCCUCUAUCGGUUAAUUUUAGUGCAGAUUCUGAUCUCUUUCCUCGAGCGUUUUACCUCACGGAGCAGGAAGCGGCCGACUAUUACUGGAUGGUUGUUUUCAUGCCGUCAGCAAUCAUUUUCUUCGUAUCCGUUGUGUACCUUUUGGCAGGAAUAUUUGUUGCAUAUUCUGCUCCAACAAGACAUGGGUGUCUAAGGGUAGUGGAGAAUAACUACUGUGCUUCAAAAAGGGGUGGUGUUCGUUGUCUAUCCAUUCUCAACAGUGUGUUUGCAGUCAUCUUUGGUCUUCUUGCAUUGUUUCUUGGUUCAACACUUCUCACCUUGGGGAGCAGUUGUUCCUUGCCCUUGUUUUGGUGCUAUGAGAUUGCAUCAUGGGGGCUAGUUGUUCUGUACGGGGGCACUGCAUUCUUCCUGAGAAGGAAAGCAGCAGUAGUUCUUGAUGAAGGGGAAUUUGCUGGUCGAAGCCAUGGACUGGAGAUGUUGGAGGCAGCUUCCUUAGAUGUAACACCAGAGGUGGAGAGGCGAGUGAAUGAAGGCUUCAAGGCAUGGAUGGGUUCUUCCUUGUUAUCAUCUGAUGAAGAAGAUAAUUCUGAUGAGUAUCAGGAGGUACAGUAUCCAAUGCGGACCAACUCUAGCCGGCAGAGACCAGCUGAUGGUGGGAUCUCUGAUUCAUUGUAGCAGAGACCUGUGAUCAGAUCCCGCUGCCGCCAGGGUUGAUGGGGUUAAGGGGUUGGGGGAUGGGCUACCCCCUGUUGUGUAGCUCCAUGAAGCCAAAAACAAUGGAAUAUUAAAGCCCAAGUUUUUUCAGAGGAAGGAUUGAAACAGUGAUAGCAUCAGCUGAUAUAUACAGACAGUUACAGUUACACCAAGGAAUACUUUUGACAAUCCCGUAAUUGACCUCUGCUGAAUGAGCACGUUGUGGCAUCAGUCUUUCCGCCUCAAGACGAAUUCCAUCCCUUGCUCGUUUGAAGUUUACCACGGAAGAUGAUGCUCAUGUGCGUUUCUGGAAAGCCUUGAUGUGAAAACCUACCUGUAGUCGUAGUCUUGUACACAUCUGCUAGACUGCUACUAAAUCUCUGUACUUUAAACCUCAGAACUGUUAAUUGUGAAUCCUCCAGUCAUUUUAUCUUGCUUUUCUUGUCUGUUUUUCUCCAAUAUACUUCUUGUGGCAG
Nelumbo nucifera (sacred lotus) is the source of this 1755-nucleotide messenger RNA. RefSeq lists its product as uncharacterized. NCBI's taxonomy places the organism in Eukaryota, Viridiplantae, Streptophyta, Magnoliopsida, Proteales, Nelumbonaceae. The record is from RefSeq and is a predicted model, not a curated record.